Messenger RNA from Symbiodinium necroappetens, 1221 nucleotides. Lineage: Eukaryota; Dinophyceae; Suessiales; Symbiodiniaceae. The record is from the annotation of a GenBank genome assembly.
AUGACGAAAUCACGUGUAGGGCGGCGGCCUGAUGGUCCGGAGGAUGCGAAUCCCAUGAACCGUCGGCUGCCUGCGGAGGUUGUGAGCAGACGAAAAGGCAACGAGCAGAGAGUAGGGCCUGGAAAGGGGACGAAGGAGGAAGCAGCUCCAAGCAACGUCUCAACUGAUCUGAAGCAGGUUCUGGGCAUGAAGCCUGAUGCCCGCGUAAAGUGGUUGGCAAGAGCUGUGCAACAAGCACAUCCGCAGGACGGUCGUUUGGCGCCCAAGACGAUCUAUGAUAUCAUUGCGCAUGCCAAAUUUGCCAACGAUGUAAGCGAGAAGGCAGGCCAGCGCAUGUAUCGCGUGGUCCACGCCAACCUGUCGCUCUUCUCGACCCGGCAGCAGAAGUUUCUCGAGAAGGAGUGCGCGCUGGCAAAGCAGUUCGCUGCCUCGGCUUUUGCCGCAGCUCAAGCAGAAGACGAGGACAAGGCUGCUGCUACCAUGGAGGACAUGAUGGCUCGCUGCCGUGCAUUCGUGCGGGAACGGCAAAGCGAAAGGGGAGAGAGAAAUGACAAAGAAGGUAACGAAGAAGGUGAGCAGGAAGAUGUAGAGGCCGGACUGGAGCCGGCAGACCUGCAGACCCACACCGAGCUUGCGGAGCCUUCACUGCAGGAUCAAGCUGCGGAUGUGAAGGUAUCGGUGAACCCAGCUGAGGGAGCGCCAGCACGCGAGGCCAGCAAGAGUCGCAGUGACGGUGGCAAUCAUGAGGACCCUGGCCAGGUGGCUGAAGCAAGCGCAGAGCCACUCGAGAAGAAGCCACCAGUGAAGAUCAAAGGCACCAUCGCCGAGAAGAUCGCAGAAGCCGCUAAAGCCGAGGAUGAGAAGGAGCAGGAAAGAGAGGCGAAGACCAAAAAGGAUAGAGUGAAAGGCAAAGUCAAAGGCAAAGCAGACAAGAAUGGUCUGAAGGAUAGAGACGGCAGCGGCGAAGAUAGAGCGAAGAAGGUGAAGGCCAAGGAUAAGAAGAGUAAGCAUGAUCGCAAAAGACAUGGGAGGCGCAGCACCGCAUCCUCCAGCUACAGCGACAGGGACCGAAGCAAGUCCCGAAGUCACAGCCACCGCAAAGACGCCAAGAGGAGUGGCAAAGCCAAAGGGAAAUCCCACCACUCGUCUGACUCAAGUGGAAGGAAGCGCAGAGAGAGAAGCGCCUCAAGCUCCAGAUCACAUGGCAAGAGGCGAAAGUGA